AAGCGUCAUUGUAUAUUUUCAAGGGUGUGCUGUUUGCAUAAAUUGCGAUAUCCAUUUGCAGGCUAGAAGCUGCGCCAAACAAUGAAGUCACCAAACCGUCAGGGAAGUCUACUUAACGACUGACCUUCAAGCUUCAAGUGGGUCGGGUACGAAAUAAAAAGCACUCACUGAGCACCACCGUCUGCAAACCUGAACCGCCUCACGUCAGAGAACAGGCUGUUGGUAUACGCACAAUAUAAGUGUGGGCAGCGCCGCUUUGUCAUAACUUUGCACCGAACUGAAAUCGUGUUGCUCACUGGAUCCCGGAUAUUCUGUUUUCCGCAUAUACACUCUUGGCAAAGGUUUUGCAUCAACCAAACUGGGUUCAUCAUCUAAACUUGCUGUUCGGGAGCCUCAAGGUGAAAUUGUCUCAUAACAUCUUCUCGAAUCAAACCAAUCGUCGGGAACCAUGCAGUCUAGACCGAGUUUCUUCAACAUGGCGCGCGUUCACACUGUUGUGCUUCUCCUGCUGUGCCAAGCGUUCUUGAUGUUUCAUCCUGUGUUGGCGGUUUCAGAGCGCACUGAUCCCAACAGUCCGCCGACGACCUACGGUGAAUGUCUCCAGGAGUGCCAAUCCGACACGGAUGUGAGGUGCAUCGCCUGUGGACUCGACACCAUCCCGACUACUCCGGAUUGUAAGAGAGCCACCACACUGGAACUGGCGUCGAACGACAUCAGGGAGCUGCGACUGGGAGUCUUCGCCGGGUUUAAUGAGUUAUCAAUCCUCGUGCUUACGGACAACGAGAUUCGAGAUAUCCCUCGGGGUGUCUUGAGUGAUCUGGGGACCCUGACGGCGUUGUACGUCGACUGGAACAAUCUGACAAGUCUCCGGGAGGGGGCGUUCGAAGGCCUGGUGAGCCUGAGAGACCGCCUGAUUCUCACUGGCAACCAGAUCACAAGGAUCACCACGGGGGUGUUCAAUACCCUGACUCUCACUCCUAUCCUAGCCGUAGACAGCAACCACAUUGAGUCCAUCCAGCCUGGUGCAUUCCAAGGCAUGGCCAAGCUGUCCACUCUGCUCCUGGGAAAGAAUCGCAUCUCCAGUAUCGCCAGUGGGACUUUUUCCGAGCUGGGGAAGUUGAGAAUGCUCGACCUGAGCUACAACCGCAUUGAAACUCUUGAGGGUGGUGCUUUCGAGGGGUUGGUGAGCUUGCAGGAGCUCAAACUGAACUCCAAUCGCAUCAUCAGCGUGGCAGCGAUUGAAAGCCUUCCGCGGUUGAGCCACCUGACACUCGCAGACAAUGAAAUAGAGUCUCUUGGGGACAACCGUUUUCUCGAGAGUAAGUUGCAAGAAAAGGAGUUUACUGUUACUUUCCAGAAGAAUCCACUGAGAUGCAGCUGUUCUGUAGAAUGGCUAAGGCUGUGGUACAGGAAACACGAGACCACAGAUGAGGAAAAGGCGAUGUGUGCGGCUCCCGCUGAAUACGAAGGCAGAUUACUCACAGAUAUCCACACACCUCUUCCGUGUAAACGGCCAGCCGUGGCUACCACCAGUAAUCCUUUGAUGGACGCCUUGAAUCCAAACCAGGCUGAGCCUUUGCUUAACACCACAAUGUCUAUCAUCGUCACCAUAGUGGCUUUAGGCCUGAUAAUCCUUGCGAUAGGUACUUACCUGGUGUUGAGAAGAUACAGACGGAAGAUGGGGGCUCAUAGAGAAGCAGAGAAAGACGACGAGGCACCAGAACCGGGACCAGAAGACCCGAAUUUGGCCAGCGGUUACAGUACUUUCGUGGAGCGCGACACAGACGCAGCAGGAGACUCCCUGAUUGGUCAGACCACCGCGCCGCAUCCUCCCCCGAUGGCCAACGGACACGUCUUUCACGAAACGGAGCAGGAGGAGACGUCGUCUUUUUUGCCCUCGCACAAUUACCUUCCCGUGAAGGAACUGAAUUCUCCGAGGGAACCCUUGCAGCCUAGAGUACCGUCUACAAUGGCGCCUCCCCCGCCGGUGAACUCGACGGUUUCGCCAGUAAAUUCGCCGGUCUCCUCGUUGGAACCCGAUGUCGUGUGCCGGAUAGACUUCGACGAACGGGGUUCAAUGGUCAUCACCACCCCAGAGUCCGAGCUUGACGAGGGCAACAUGGAACCCACUGACCAAUUUAUCUGCCCUGAGGAGGUCAAAUACGCCAAACUGGACCACUUUAGGCCGACUCAGUCCAGCUCUCGGCCCUGCAACGGGGGCUACAUAGCACCCCGAGAUUUGGCGGGAUACCCGACGUGAAUAGACCGAUUUACGCGAGCGCAGCCUCUUUCGGGUUGUACCGUGUUGCAUAUACUCAAUGCAUUUCGAUUCGUGCAAAUACUUUGCCAUUAGUAAGAGCACGUCGGGCACACAUACUCCCGGGCGUUUUACUGCGAAAGUUAGUUUGAAACAUGUAUAAGGUUAUCUUUCAAAUUUAAAAGUUCCGAAAUACCUUAAGGAAAUUAGAUACUGCUGUCUGUAAAAUUAAAGGAAAAUAAUCAUGUAAUACAAUUUUGUACAUUGUAAAAAGGAUUAAGAAAUGCUAAUUAAAGGUGAACUAAAAUGGACAAUUGUAUACAGAUGCACUAUAUGGUGCGCUAACAGAGCAGAAAAGAUGUUUUUUCCCCCUGGUACGAGUACUUUAUCAUGAGUGUACGAGUAAUGAGUACAAGGGUCUGGUUUUUUUGUCUUUCGAGUAGUACAUGACAUUUGUACAGGGUGUUGCAAAUAGAAGGAAACCCACUUUUGACAGCAAUUUUCACCUACUUGUUGAGCAUAUUUCAAAAAUUCAAUUUAAUGGUUUUAAAAUAUUGAUCUUCAAACAUAAGUGACGAAAAAAAAUGAUUGCAAAUGCAUAUUUUGUCUCGGAGAUAUGGAAGUUUAAAAUGGCAUGUGCCAAACAUGUUUAUCCACGGACGGCUUUAUCCAUCCGCUUGACUGAGCUCCGGAGCUUCAUUUGAAUACAAAAAACCACUUAUAGCCUUACACGUGGACAACAGUGAUUUUGGUGAAUUGUAUUCAAAUUAGCAUAGUAACACUAUUCUUGCGAUUUUUGAGAGAUUUUCUCCAUGUAUGGUUGAAGAGCUGUACUCCAUCUUAUAAAAACAAACAGUUCAAAGAAGUUAGGCCUAAGUAAGCCAGUUAAAGUUCAUGUCAAAGUGGGUUUCCUUCUUUUUGUACCACCCUGCAUAGUAUUCAACACUGCCAUGUAAAUACGUGUAUUGGAUGGAUUACGUUUGCUUUAUAACAUGCAAUGAUGCAACAAGGAAGUAGUUUGUUUUUUGAUCUGCCAGAUUUAUGCAAUACGUCAACUCUAGCUUCACCAGAAUGGUUAUUGUAAGCAAAUGUACAUGUACAUAAUAUAUAUAUUUAAUUAAUCUGUGAUUGAGCAUUACAAUUAAUCUUGUAUAAACAUUAUAUUUUGUUUGAAAAAUUAUACCAUUUAUAUACUUUCAUGUAAAUUUAAAUUCGUAGGAGAAGGAUUUCUCAAUCAUCUGGUCAUUGUUUAUUAUAGGCAACGACAUUUCCCGAUGUUUGGUCGCAAAACGUUCUCUGUUCUUUACCGGAAUUUCCUCUCCGUUUCUCCCAAUACCAUUUCUCUGAAACUUUGAACGAUAUUCCUUUUCGUUUAGAUAUCUCUGAUAACAUUAAGGGGAAAUGUGUACUAAACCUGAUCAUUUUUUAAAAUAAUGUUUAACACCCUUCCCCUAACAAAAGAGAUUUGGGUUUAACAAAUGGUUAUGGUAUAGCAUGAUGUAAUUGCAACAUUAUACUCUUUCUUCUUUUUCUCAAUGGUAUACGAUUGCAAGAAAUCGAUCCACAUUAUAUAAUGUACAUAGUAUAUGUAAAACAUUAAUGCAGCUGUUUUUUUUUCAUUAUAAAAAAAAUUAUAUGAAGGCGAAUAAGAACUGUAAACAGCAAUCGCGUUUUUAAAAUCAGUUGUAGUAACACUAACUGGACUUAAUAAAAUUUCCAUCGACUUUCAACAUAAGUAUUCCUUAAAUUAGCUUCAUUUCUGAUAACAAUUAUAGAUGGGGAUAUAGUUGAGAUAGGACUCAGUAAACAUAAAAGUGAGAAGUUAUCUCUGGAUUUAAUUUGUAUGUGAAAAUCACAAUACUUAAAGCUGUAAAUAAAAUUUGCAAAACUUGAAA
Patiria miniata (bat star) is the source of this 4152-nucleotide messenger RNA. RefSeq names its product slit homolog 3 protein-like. The transcript is spliced from 2 exons. Gene Ontology annotation, molecular function: protein binding. The coding region runs from base 449 to 2260 and encodes 603 amino acids. NCBI's taxonomy places the organism in Eukaryota, Metazoa, Echinodermata, Asteroidea, Valvatida, Asterinidae. The record is from RefSeq and is a predicted model, not a curated record.